Molecule: messenger RNA, 1248 nt
Organism: Pteronotus mesoamericanus
Lineage: Eukaryota; Metazoa; Chordata; Mammalia; Chiroptera; Mormoopidae
Gene: TMEM184A
Product: transmembrane protein 184A
Exons: 8
Coding region: 1-1248 (415 amino acids)
Biological process (GO): transport
Cellular component (GO): early endosome membrane
Molecular function (GO): transporter activity
Source: RefSeq, a predicted model, not a curated record
AUGACUAAGGCCCCGGGGCUCCUGGGGCCUGCGGGAGGCCCCCCGGGGUCGGCCCCCUGGCCGCAGCCCGGCACCCCGACGGCCAUGCCCACCGAGCCCGGCGGGCUCUGGGCGGACCACGUGGGCAACAGCUCUCAGGGCGCCUCCCAGCUCUUCCUCAGCACCGCGCUGGCCCGCGGCCUCUCGGGCGUUUCCGUGUGGACCGCCCUGGCGCUCACCUGCCACCAGAUCUACCUGCACCUGCGCUCCUACACGGUCCCCGCCGAGCAGAGGCACAUCAUCCGCCUGCUCCUCAUCGUGCCCGUCUACGGCCUCAGCUCCUGGCUCAGCCUCCUCCUCCUGAGCGGCCGCCCGCACUACGUCUACCUGGACUCGGUGCGGGACUGCUACGAAGCCUUCGCCAUCUACAGCUUCCUGAGCCUCUGCUUCCAGCACCUGGGCGGCGAGAGCGCCAUCCUGGCCGAGAUCCGCGGGAAGCCCGUCCGGUCCAGCUGUCUCCACGGCACCUGCUGCCUGCGGGGCGUGGCCUACUCCAUCGGGUUCCUGCGCUUCUGCAAGCAGGCCACACUGCAGUUCUGCGUUGUGAAGCCCGUCAUGGCCUUGGUCACCAUCGUCCUGCAGGCGGUCGGCAAAUACCACGACGGGGACUUCAACCUCCGCAGCGGCUACCUCUACGUCACCCUGCUCUACAACGCCUCGGUCACCCUGGCCCUCUACGCUCUGUCCCUGUUCUACUUCGCCACCCGCGAGCUCCUGCAGCCCUUCGAGCCGGUCCUCAAGUUCCUCACCAUCAAGGCCGUUGUCUUUCUCUCCUUCUGGCAGGGGGUACUGCUGGCCAUCCUGGAGCGGUGCGGGGCCAUCCCUGCGGUCCAGGCGGUAGACGGGAGCAGCGUGGGGGCCGGCACGCUGGCUGCUGGCUACCAGCACUUCCUCAUCUGCAUCGAGAUGCUCUUCGCCUCCGUGGCCCUGCGCUGCGCCUUCACCUGCAAGGUGUACUCGGAGAAGAAAGACAGCUCGCCAGCACCUGUGGCAGCCAUGCAAAGCAUCUCCAGCGGCCUCCGGGAGACCGUGAGCCCACAGGACAUCCUGCAUGACGCCGUCCACAACUUCUCGCCCGCCUACCAGCACUACACGCAGCAGGCCACGCAGGAGGCCCCGGGGCCCGGGCCCCGCCCUGGCGUGGCCGGCGGGGGCCGCAGGAGCCGCAGCGUGGAGAAGAGGGUGCUGAUCCCCGCCGAGGAGCUGUAG